CACUAACAAGGGAAUGGUGAAGAAGCCAGCGUUUGUAAGACGGCUGAUUGGAAGGAGUUUUAUAAGAGGUGGGAGGGGGCGGGGGGGGGUAGCACUAGUAGAAUAAUGUAUCCAUCUUAAAGCAAGAAUCCGGCUAAAAACUAAAAUUAUAUAUUUGAAAUAUUCAUUAAAUGUUGAUUAUCGGUGUGUCUGUUUGUGGCUCUCGGUUUGGGACCUUUUACAGUCACCCCUAUUUUUUUUUAUUUUUUUUUUGUAGUCACCUUAUAGCAGCAACGCCCUCUGGCUAUUCGUCGCAGGGAGGUCAUGGUGAGGUCUCGAGGGGAAGACACGGCGGCUCACGAAGAGGACCCGCUGGGCGCCGAGGACUGGCCUGACGAGGCGCGCCAGCCCGACCGAAAGAGGCCCAGGCUGGAUUCGAGAUCUAGCAACCUGGCGAACGACAUCUCGGAUGGCGCUCGCUCCGACUCGUCCUCGUCCGGUGGCCAGGGCGGCGGCGCAACGAGCGACUCGCCCCCGCCUCCGCCCAUGGCGUCGCCAGAUGGCGCCACCCGACGGCGGCCGCCCCCGAGCGCCGCCGGUGCUGCCCCUACCGGCGGGAGGCGGCGGCGCAGCGCCCUCUCGGCCCGGGAGCGCAACCUGCGGCGCCUCGAGAGCAACGAGCGAGAGCGCAUGCGCAUGCACUCGCUCAACGACGCCUUCCAGGCAUUACGCGAGGUGAUCCCUCACGUGGCCAUGGAGCGCAAACUAUCCAAGAUCGAGACGCUCACGCUGGCCAAGAACUACAUCAUGGCGCUCACGAAUGUCAUCUGUGACAUACGCGGCGACCCCAAGCCGUACCAGUUCUGCCCAGCCGAGCUUCCGCUGCACGAUGACGAAGAGGACGACAUCGACGAAGACGACCUCAAGGAGGACGACCUAUCUGUCAGCGACGGUGGCGCCCCCUGAGCGCCCUUGCACCGCCGCUGUCGCCACGGCCACCACUACCACCAGUCAUCGCAACCGAGCCGCCGCCGCCUCCAAGCCAAAAGAAGCCAAGCCAAGCCACUACGUUGAGUCACGCCACCGCUGCUUGCUAAGGGUGUCCGGGACAUCGCGAGGGUUGGACUUUGUCGCGACGGCGGCCAUCCGACAGUGUCACUCUUGUUCUUCUAGUAGGCAAAUCUCGCUAUGCAUCGUUCACCGCUGCUGUGCGGACCUCUGUAGAGGAUGCACUUGACGAGGCACCUUAGUUGGGGCGCCAUCUGGUUUCACUGGCGGCAAACUCUGGAAACACCCCUGGUUCGUUGUAUUCCGCGCUUCAGAUUAACUUGUCGUCUGGUAAGGCUGUGGGGUGGCAGACGACAAAGUCGCGUACUGGGCGCCGCUUAUUACGUGCGUGGGCGUGGACUCGUCUCGCUGGCGAAACUCUCGUCUGUUUAACUGCAGAAUCCGCGGCUUAAACCCGCCCAGUAGUAGUCGUGUCUUUGGUGAUCGCGCAAGUUAGUGCAGUGUGGGACACCUUAAUAAGCGCGUGAUGGUUUCAGUAAGGGAGACGUCGCUGAGAAUCCGGACGUCAGGAAACCUCUCCAGUUAUACACCGGUUCUGAAGGAAAUAUUUCGUUUUUGCUUCGAGCCAGACGUUGUGAAACCGCAUUGUGGGAACUUUAUACCGGAUGGUUGUUAGUGCGCCGAGUACUGUGUUUCGUCAGCCAGUGUUGUGGACUGAGCAGUUAAAAGCCUUUGAGGCUCCUGUCGAAGGGUUCACAAGUGCAUCUUUCCUACGCAGCAGUGGUGUUCUGGAACGUGGUCUCAGCAAAGGAACUCGACAUUCGAUGAGCUCCGAACUCUGGCGUCGCUGUAUUUAUUAUGUUGUGAGAUGUUCAUACCGUGGAACGCGGUGAGCGAUGCCGGGAUAUUGAUUGUUGUAAGUUUUUUUUCCCCUAUCAAUGGUUGUUAGGCGCGAAGAGUAUUUACGAAGGCCGAAAUCGUUUAUCUCGCCCAACAGAUACAUAACGCUGAAUAUAGAAGUCAUGUGUUUUUUUUUUUUUCCUUCGUCAUAAAGCCUUGAUUGUGAAAUAACAAGGUUGCCAUUGUUAACGACAGGCAGUCGUGCAUGUGAGUGUAGCAGUUAGUUUUUUUUUUUUUUUGUAGGCUGAUUGAUUUCACUAUUUUUUUUUUUUUCGGGAAGCUGCAGCUAUUGACGCAUCUCAUUUUCCGGGCUGAUCGUUCCAACUGCUUUCCUCAACGGAUGUAUCCGGUGACGUAAGCACGCGUGCAGAAUAAUGACAUGAUCGAAUGUAUUGAACAAGCAGAUGUCAAGACAGCGUUCUCUCGCCUGUAAAUAGAAAUUCGUAUUUCUUUUCUUUUUUUACCUCACGAGAUCAUACGUGUCGCGGAAUUUAGGUCGUGUAUGCACUCUUGGUGGCUCAAGGUUCAUGGUGCCAACAUAUAUGUAUUUCUGAAGAGUAUGCGUCGGGGACAACCGGAGGUUCCUCUUUUUAUCUUAUCACGAUCGCCUUUUUUUUUUGUUCGCGUUCUUAGUGUGUCUCUUGAAUUUUCUUUAUUAUCGCAAAACCUGCCUGAACAAUCAACCAAACGAAGCGUUCGCACAAUUUCAGGAGCACGGGUCCAAAAGUAGCCGUAGUGAAAAUUAUCACGCCGCAUAAAGCGCGUUUGUGUGAAUCAAGUUGAAAAAAUGAAAUACCAUCUGCUUGCCUCGUGUAGCCGUUGCUGCUGUAAAGGAAGUUUCCUGAACAGUUAUCUAUACCCCGUUGACGAUCCCAUCCCCAUCUCUUCCCAGCUUUUGUCUUCCACCAAUACUCAAAACGUGUCUCGUUUAUCUCGACCACUGGCCAGUUGACAACCAUCAGGUUCAAAACCCUAUUGAUUUUGGAGGGUGGACAGUCCCUGUGUCGCCCCUGCUGGAUCGCGCCUUCGCAUUUCGUUACAACGUAAUAAGUCGUUUCCAGAUUAUUGUAACCUUUCUUUAUUUUUUGCAGCAGAUGCGUCAUGAGUGGCCUUGUUGCAAAUAUUUGUUCCUGCAUGUUUUUUUUGUUUUUUUUUCUAUUCCGUCAGCCAGCUCGGGCAUAAAAAAAGUCAAGGCACUAAUCUUAAUCUUAUCGUACAAAUUUUCUUUCCCGAUUUCUUGCUCGCUGAUGUCGAUAAGCUGAAAGAUCGUAGCGCCAGAGUAAUUUUUUUUUUAUCUUAGGCUCUAGGAGCUGCCAUAAGCAGGCAUCGUCAUCGACCCAGCCUAUAUCGGGCGACGUCGCUUCUUCAGUUUCGAGUCGAUGUGUUCGAUCGCGCGUCGAUGCGCGACGAUCAUGUCGAUGAGGCCGUACGGCUCGGCUCACCCUCCACAAUUGUCGCGUUUAUUUUUGGCUCCACGUCGGCAAGCGUUCGUGACUGCUUUCGAUAGUACACGACAGAGGGGAAGAUGUUAUUUUUCUACUUGAUAAAAAAAAGAAGCCCUGUACAGUUUCCUUUUUUGCUGUUGUUGUCGUUGUGUACAAGAACAUUCUCCGAGCGAGGAGAGAAUGUUGUUGCAGUAAUCAGCGCUAGCAUGCGCACGCUUGAGUGUCUGGGACAAGUGUCGUGCAUAUUCAUUUUUUUUUAUCUCUCUCUUCAUCAUCCUUACUUUCGUUCACCACGUUUCCGGACUGCGAAAGAUUUUUAAAGCGACAAUUGCUUCGCGUCCGAUAUUGUUUUGCCUUGGGGACUCAGUGUUUCCUUUAUUUUUUUUUUUCCUUGCUCUAGUUUCACUUUUUUGAAGUUUGCUGUGAAACCUAUCGGUGGCGCCCUCUUCGAAGAGUGUCGUACGGCAUUCGCUGGGGUGUUUCCAGAGGCCGACAGAAACAGUUGAAAGCAUGCAGUGCGGAUGUCUCCAUUUUCUUUACGUGACAACGCCACGCCCAGUUUGCUUUGUUCGAGAAUGUCCAGGCCAAGUGGUAUCGGAAAAAGGUGCGAGAAGAUGGGGCCGUUCCCUUAACAACGGUUCUAAGUUAUUGCUUUUUCUUUUUUCUUUUUAUUGACAUAUACUCACUACUGCGUCACUAGAUUUCGAAGGGCACCUUGCCGAACAUUGAUGACUAUCGAUGGUAUCUUUUAUUGUCAUGCAGCCGGUCGUCGCUGGACAUUUGUUUGCUGUGUGCGGUGAUGAUUCUGUGAACACAAAACGUUCGGAGCUUUUUAUUUUGUUUACGGGAUGCCUGAGGUGAUGCGAGAUGAUGAUGAGGAUGUUGUUUCCUGUGCCAACGUGUGUUUGAGGGAUUGUCGAGUUGUUUGGGAAGGAGAAUUUGAGUGAAUGUAGUUACAUUAACUAAGAGUGAGCCCAAGAGAGUAUUGGAACGGUCCCUAAGAUGGCGCUGACAUAAGACCAGCUGCUGCGGAGCAGACGACUCUCGAUGCUUAACCGAGAGGCUGUCUUUUUAGUUAAACGAAUGCGCCAGAUUUCCCGCAGGCUAUACCAUGACGGCUCGUUUCGCUAGCCGCCGUUUUCUUGGUCUUGACAGAUGACGUAAGGCUAUGCGCUCUGUAGCAGACGGCACGCACUUCUUUAACAACCGUGACCCAGCUGUUCCAGAAGUGUGUGCCUAUGACCGCAGACGAACACAGUCUUCUGGUCCUACUGACGUGCAGACGUAUAGGCCUCGACCUUCCCGCUUGACCUCGGCUGACUUUGGCAAGUUGUGCUGACGUCACGUUUCUGAGGCAUCCGCACUGCGCGCUUUGGUGCUGACGCCGCUGUUCUCUGCGCACAGAGUGCAGCGUGCAUGGCUCUCCGAUUUGCCACCACCGCCGAAACGUCUUUGCAAUGGCGUGCUGCCGAUGUUAUCGUUCGCUUUCGGCAAUCAAAUCUCUGUCGUCUGCGAGGGAACCGAAUUUUAUUAUACCACGGGGCUGACUGACAAUCGACGCCACUCGGGGGAGCCGCUCACGUACGCGCGUGCGCACGCUACUCGGAAAGUUACGUCAGUGAAAGGACUGUGCAUAGUUAGUUCCUGUGGUCUCUCAAGCAUUUUUGCUCUUGUUUCAGUUGUUCUCCUCUUUUUUCUUUUCUUUUUUCUCAGUCUUUGUUUCGCCGCGCAUUCAGCGUGGUGUGCUCGUGUCGUCUCAGGUUGCGUCGCUCUGUGUUAACGUGAGUGUUGUAUAUUACUCGAUUGGUGUGAAAGCUGUGACUAUGCAAGUUUAGCUUUGCUGCUCCGCCCCCUCUCCCGCGCCCCCUUGCCCCCUUUUCCCUCCGCCAUCCACUCCGAUGCUUCCAGUCAGUCGUCCAUACUCUCGCUUAUGCAGGCAUCCAAGGGCCUAACCUACCGUAUUUAGUCGUAGCAGUGUUGUGUACCGGUUUAAACCUUGGCACACUAUCGUAAAAUGUAGGUGUUCUCUCCGAGCGGCGCGCCUAGAUCCCGCCUAGCAGCGACGGAUUCGGACAUGGCACAAGUUGGUUAACGCUCCUCGUCGGAACAUAGCGGGCUUAUUGCAUGCGAUGUUCAAGCAUGUGCUACGUCCAUUCCAAGAUGCGGGGUUAAAAAAAGAAAGUUCCAAGGCACACACACACGCCGUAGACGUUCCGUUUGACUGCCACGCGCAGUUGCGCAUUCGCUGGUCAUCGCGAAGUAAGAGAGCACAGCCGCCACUCUGGUGAACUUUUUCAUAAAGUCGGGUCGAAUGCAACUGCCACGGCGAGACCUCCAACUGCAUGUUGCAAGAAUUCGCUCGUGUGGAGAAAAACUUGCCACAACUCUGCGGCGUCUCUUCACGGUGCCCCGAGCGAAACCUACUGGAGAGCUCGGAUGGUCUUCAGGGGACAAGGCGUCGUUGUUACCUCCGUAUUCUGGAACGUUCCUCCACUCCAAAGUGCACCUCGGCUCGGGAAAUCGGAUUGCAGCGUCACCCUUCGAGGACAGGGGUCACUACGCUUAAUUGACGCUCCACGGCAAUUAUUGUGAAGGGUAGUUUCUUAUCAAGUAGACGGGCUGCUGCUGUGCUAAACUCGGCGCAGUGGAGCAAGAGCUUCCGAAUUGAAGAACGCUUGAGAACACGAGGGUGUAAGCCUUCACUCAAACCCCUUCGCUCUCUGCCCGAGCAGUGACGCUCUCGGCCCUCAGGCAGAAUUUCAUGUUUGUUUUUCGAUCAAUGAUAGAUGAAGAGUAUGAACGCUGUAAGCAGGCAAAGACACCGGCCUGCCGUAACAUACUCGGUGGUAAGGUAUAGUUAGAAUUGUUUGCAACCGCCUGGCAGCCGCACUUCGGCAGAGGCGAGUAAGUGUGGGGCAUAAUUGGAAAGGAGUCCGCCUUGCUACCCUGCGAAGAGGAGAGGGGAGUGACCUCUGCGUGAAAGAGGUGACCAAACCGUGCUAAAUAAAGCACACGACUGUUCAAACCAUGUCUCGUGCCAACGUUGCUCCGUUUCAAACAUCGAUAGCUACUCGCCCUAAUGACACGUGCUCGUUCCCAUUAUCCUUACAAAACCCUCUUCCAAGACUAGAUGUCCUCCGACCUCCUCUGACGUCCAUUUCAUUCUUAUAUCGGCCCUACGCAUAGGAAAAGAAAAGAGUACCUGCUGACCUUCGUAUAUUGUGUCCGUCGUCCGUACGGUAUAGUUGGCGCAUGCGUACUGGCGACGUCGCGUCGAGUCGCAUGCCGGUAGUCUUGCUCCAUGUCCGCGCCCUUCGCGGUUGCCCGUAGUUGUAGACGUGGUGCAUACUGUUUUUUUCUUACGAUUCGGUUCUGUCCAUCACAUUCCGUCAUUCUUCCCGUGACCUGGCACAAGACAAAUCCCUCUCCGUCUUGCCGUCUUGUGGAAGGAUGUUUCCUGGCGCCAUCUGGCGCUCGCGCUGGUGUCCCGCUAAACCCCGUGAGAGAUGUUUAAAAAGAUGAAGUAGAUGUGCAGUGCACCUCGUAAGCCUCGUCCUCUGAUAACCUUUGUAGCCACGGUACCUAUCACGUGAUCUCCCACGCAUUCUUACAAAGCAAGCUGUUAUCAAAGUUCCGAUCUGUUAUUUACUUUUUUUUUCUUCGUUUCAGCCGCAUAAUUUAGCUCCUCUGGCUAGACGUUCAACAUCCGCAUAGAUGCCCGUGUAGCUUCCUUAACUACUUCCAGAAUUCGGUGAUAGUGUCAGUCUUGCGAAUGAGGGCACAGGCGCAGUUUCUGUUUUCUUGUUUUUCUGCUCAAUACAUUCCAUCUAUUGAUACUCUUCGCGGACGCGCCUUCCUUUUUUGGGGACGCUUUGUUUUGGAAGAAGCUGGACGCAAAGUAGUCGUAGCGGAGCUCCUGACGGAAAGAUGCGACAACGGCAGUGAGGUUUUUGCUUAGUAUCGAAUCGCGAAGCGCUCAUAAGCGUCAGCUAUAGCGGUGAGGUAUCCACGUUUUCAGAAACGAAGUCCCGUUCAAAGAUAAGAAUCGAUGAAGAGGAAGUCUCGGUCUUCAAGCCAGCUCGGUGUCAGCCAACCUUGCAUGAGCGUUGAUCGAUUGAUAUUGAAAUGACAGGAAUCUUUGGUGCCGGCUUUUUCAUCGACAUUUUGUGGUCAGAUGACGUGCGACGUUCAGGGAUUGAACAUUAGCGACACAGCUAAGUGCGGAAUCGUUCAGCGCGAGGGUAUGGUGAAACCAACGGAUACUAAGAAAGCAGGCUUCUCAUAUUGGACCAACAGCUCGCUGGAAAGGUUUACGAUUGUUCACGAGCAACUCAACGAUGGUUCUCGAGCAACUGUUGAGCGCUAGAAAUAUUUGAUUUGAUUUAUUUGACGACGUUGGAGAUGUUUGAAUGGCUUUUUAUUUCGUCGGUCUUUUUCCACAUUUGGUUGUCACAUGACAGUACAAGAAAAUGGCGUGAUAAAAAUAAACUGAGAAAGUGAGAAUUCCACUGGACUCAUUUACGAGACGUAGGCUUUGAAUUAGCAAUUUUUAGUGUGUCGAGAAUCAAAAAGGGUAGUAAAGAGAAAAAAAGAGUUAUCUUUGCUUUGACAGGUCUUCUAACGCAACGGUUACUAUAACCACAGUUAGAGUUUUAUUCGUUCUUAAGCCAGAGUUUACGUAGCUACCAUUUUGGCCCAUGGGCGACCAGUCUAGAAAUGGGCUCGUGCAAAAUGUUUUUUUUUAAUUCUAGGUAAUACACCAAUUGUUAAAUUCCUGUAGACACUAAUACAAGGCCUUAGCAUGCUAUGUGACAAUCGUAUAGAAUGCUUCUUUCAUAAAUAUUCUGUUCGACUACCAACCGGUCUCGCUAGAGAAGUUCUGGUGGAAAAUAUCCCAGCGACUCCUCUGUUUUUACGUUAACUAUUGAAAAAUAUAUAUAUAACGGAGACAAUGAGAAAUAUAACGAAGUGGUUUUUGUCAGGAUAGGUCACGCUUUUUAUGUUUUAUUUCAUUGUCCUGAAGCUCUAAUCUCAGGUGUUCGUUGUAGGUAACGUGCCAUUACUAUGGGUUCACAGAUUUGCCAGCUUCUGUCAACGCUUCCUUUCCCCGUAUUGUUCUCUGCGAAUCGGGCAGGGACGUCCUAUUGUUACUUUCAAUCUGGCGUUCACCUCUGUUUCUGGCACGCAAGGAAACCGCAGCUGUAGCAGCACAUUUAAACAAGCGUUAUACAAAAGAGAAUUACUUCGCGUGAGCGUCAUCCACAGUGAAAAAGACAAGGGAGACCCAAGACAGGGCACGAUAAAUCAACGAAGCCUAACUGCGUAUUUUUCGACGCGCAAGCGGGAACCUCCUCCAAACUUGCACACCAGUCCAGGUGCAUUCGUAGAGACUACCGUGUACUUUAAUUGUUUCUUAUUUCUCAAAGUUCGUUUGCAGGAAAGGGAUGCGCAAGAUCCCUCGCGUUAUGGUCAAGAAUGACACUGUGCCGGCCGAAUGGGAAGUCCCUUAGAAGCUACCGCUUGUUUCGCACAAGGCGCAUCGUGUACAAAUGAGAGAGAGAGAGAGAGAAAGAAACGUUUAUUGUACGAAACAGUGUCCCGAGCGAGGACGGGUAUCACCCUAAGGUGGGAAGGCUCCUUAGUCCAGGAACCCUCUGGCUUCGACUGCCCUCUUGGCCCUGGCGACGAGUUGUCGUUGGUCUUCCAGGUCCCCGAGGGUUAGCUUGGCCUCCCACUUUUCGAAUAGGUCGUUUGCUUCUAUUGCUCGUUUUGCGUGCGUCUCUGGUUGCAUUUCGCUGCCUUCCUGCCACGGGCAUUCCAGGAGCAAGUGUGCCAGAGUGUCGGGUACGUUGCAGAGCGGGCAGAGGUAUCCGUAGAGCGUCGGGUAGAGGCGAUGCAUUAUCAUUCCGUGCGUGUACGUAUUACUUUGCAGGCGUCUGAGGAUCAGGCUUUCUUCUCUGUCGAGUUUAGGGUGCGGUGGAGGGUGUACAAAUGACAAAAAAAAAGGAAAACGCCUUCGACAGUCGUGCGGAACUUUCUUUUUGUGGUCUCUGCAAACUGGGAUCUAGGUUACGUAGUAUAUGGCGGUAGUAGCAGGCCGUUUUACAUAGCGGCUGCGCAGCUGUGUUUUGUCAGGACUUUUGAUUUAGACGCAGCGCAGCGUACACUUGUCAGACGAGUUGUCCAUUGCGACUGCGAGCUUUGAAGUGAGACGGCAUCUAGUGGUCGGGCGACGUAGUAAGACCAGUGGGAUCCUCACGACGACCUGGUCCAGUACAACCGUCUAAGAGUUCGAACGUCAAUCACAGACAAACGCAGCCCCGAGAUGGCUGGCUCGACGCACCAUGUGAUGUGCCACCCUGGCGUGAAUCGAGUUCGGCGCUCGCUGAACGGCUCAGGGGACGCGGCAAGAUUUGAAAGGACCAAGCUCUGCAGGGAUUCUAGCUUUUAGUAAACAUGUUCUUUUUUUUUAUUGGGGGCAGUUGUCUUCGAGAAGGGUACACAGAUGAACACGAAAGGAACUAAACAUGGUGCCGUAGGAAGGUGUCCGAUUUCUUGACGAUUAAUCAUGAGACUAAUCACUGUCUGUCAGCUUUGACGUCUGUCAAUCACUUCGGCCAGUCGUGAAGCGGCUUCUUCGACCAACGUGUGUGGGUGCCCGCUUUGCUUGACAACCAAGCCAAUCAACGCAGUCACUUCAGCCCAGAGUCUAAUGUACGUCACCUCUGCCGUUCACCUCGUUGACAAUUCCUUCCUGAACCUCACUCAGAUCGUGUUCUCUACGUCGGUGUGCACUGAUUAUAUCCACGUAGAAUCUCUGUUUUAUCGUUGGGGACAGUGAAUUCUGUCAGCGAACUUCCAGCAGGGAUCGUUGUGCUGUACGCUAACUCUGCCCGUAUUUGUCCCGUUCUUCAAGUACUUGCCUUUGGCAAUCAGCAUAUCACGUCAGACGAGCAACAGUCUAAAAAAAGCAUUCUGUAAAUGCCGCCUUUGUGGGACCUACUCGCCGUAUUUUUCCUGAAUUCUACUCGUGUCGGUGUUCGGCGGUCGUAGCUGUAGCGUGUUUCCUCCCUCGCAGUCAGCGACGCAUUGUAGCCAGCUGUCGUUUGACGAAUCUUUCGGAGCGCAGCGCCGUAUUGUGACCGCAUCCUGUCACAACGCUAGCACACGCAAGAUGAGUCGCUCUUUUACCGAAAUGUUUCUGACGGCCGACAAAAAGCCUUCAAAUGAAAAUUUGGCAAUGCACGUACGUCAUUUUCUGAAAAAGUUGCGUUAAAGCAGUUUCGAAAUUUCUUUGAAUCAGAUAAAUGUCUAAGUGAGCUCCACUCUGCUACGACACAAUAUAGCCAGCACUUUACUCUCACGGUGCAGCAUCGGCUCAAGGAGCGCGUUUCUUUUUUUUUUUUUUCAUUAAACUACCUGAAACUCACCUAUAGAUCUGCGGAAAAUAAAUCUUCCAAAAUCUCGAAAUUUUGGGGAAUCUCUAUACAAGCAUAUAACAAAAGAAGUGUUAUCGUGGACGAAUGAAAACCAAAAAAUGGCGAAAUUCGUAUUAGGGCUAUAAAACAGGGAAUUUAUUUUCUCGAGCAGAAGAGGCGUUAGCAUACUUGACUUGAAGAACUUCGAAAACUUUCACUCCACUCAUUGCAGCGACUGUCAAAUUGGGCCCUCGGAUGAAGUACCCAUCGACAAAAUUCUUACAUUUAUUGUUCCCAUGAUUAAAUUUUCGUGCUCCUUUUUUUUUUAGGUGGUCCACGAUGGCACAAAAUGAGCCUGAACCUGAUUCUCGGAAACAAAACUUCCCAUUUGCAGAACGUUUCGCACUUGUCCGAGAUGUCGAAACUGGUACCGUCGUCUGAUUGGUACAGUUGCCAUCGAGCAAAGGAAAUUGUCAUAGGACUAGCGAUUGCGAAAUUACUCGACAACUCGAGGUGCCGGAAUAUUUUCAGCAAAUUGGCUCUGCAAAAAUCCCCCAAGGCGGAGGAAGGCUCACGAAAAGAAAAUUGGUGCUCAAUUUGAAUUCCAACUUUGGGUUUCGAGAAUCGAACUCAACCUAUUGUAUUUGCGUAGAACUCACCUAAUCGAAACGCUCCGAGGACAUGUCAGAGAAGUCAGAGAAACGGUUUUACAUUCGCGACUGGGGGAUGCUGAGAUUUCUAACAAACGCGGUGUUAUCUUCGCUUUAUAAGGUCAAGCCUGAGCGUGGUGGCUAGAACAGCUUUUAUCUUUAUACUAUGCGAAUGGAAAAUAUCGUGCUGUGACCUUUCCGGCCGUUUUAGUUUCCACUGAUGUUCUUCACACGUCUGAGUUAGACCUUUGUUCCGACCCGGAUGGACCGAACACUCCUACAUUCUGGCAAUUUCUCGAUCGAGCACUUUGAAAACAGUACAUGAAGCAGUUGCUUUUCUUUAACCACCUUGUAAGCUAAUUGCUCAGAGCGUGUUUCUUGAUUCCUAGUUACUUGAAUCAAUUUUGUCCGGCAAGUCGGCGCUAAACAGGAGUGCAGAUAUUUUGACUUUAAAAGAAAAAAAAGCGUAUAUCAAUAAUCUGUAAAGUAGCGUGCACUGUGUCCCGUAUACGUGAAAUAUCCGGUAAUCGAUAGAGAGAGAAAGACAGAGAGAUAGAGAAUUGACACUUGCCCUUGUAAGUCAGCAAGCGAGCGCAAGAAAUCAGUGUUGUCAGGAACAAAGCGACGGUCCUGUAAUCGACGUCCGCCGCGAUAACUGUUGUCGCCCGCCUCUGUCCCUCCGAGUGACGUCACGAUGAGUAUACGGUGACGUCAUUUCCGACGUGUAACCUCCUCGACCUCUUCUCGCUUCUCAACGGCGCCAGUGUUUGCGCUUCCCACAUUUUUCGGCGUAGGGAAGCGAAUGUCACGCCGUCGUUCGCACUCGACCGAAGUCGCGAAGGCGAGUCGCCAUGCUCGUCUAAGCCGGGAGGCUUGUGCCAGUUGCUUGUUGUGUAAAGGCGUUCGAAGGGAUUCGCCCCCCGUUUGACCGCCUCGUUGUCGCCGCCGUCGCGUCGCUGCUUCGGUCUUUCGCCGAACGUUGGCGACGCCGAAGUUUGCGGCACCCGGGUCAAUGUGCCGCUGUAACAGUCGCCGUGUGAAUUGCUGGGCACGGUUCAGACGCAGCUUUCGCUUGUCUCGUGAUUGGUCGAUUGAACGGCGCAGCGCAGACGCUGUACAAAGUUUUAAGGGAGAAAGUUUUCUGGGAAGCAGCUUUCUUUUUCACCUCGCGCACACUGAAAGGUUUUGCGUUUUCGCGUUAACGCUUGCGUAAGCACUGUAAUAUGAGAAAUCUCAAUCUGACAAUUCGUAGCCAAGCGCUUUCCUUGUCAUACGUUAGCGCAUACGUUGUUUUCGCGCGGCUUUUCGUGUCAAAGCGACAGUGGCUGUCGUUACGCUAGUGAGUUCUUGAAGUGAAAACUUGCAGUGCAUGUAUUUUUGUCUGUUGUGCAUCAGACAGAGUAUGUGAAUCAUCAGUUGCUACGGAAGCGUGCUAAAAUAGCGUUCGACCCCACGUUGAGCGCCACUUUUGAGAGGCUGGCGAUGCCUUCAUCAAACCUGUGCCGUAAAUUAUAUGCCUGUGUUUCUUGCUUGAAGUCGGACACGUAUCUUGUGGGCGCAUGGGCGAAAGACAGAUCAACUUUGUGAAUCUCGGCACGACGUCAUCGAGCCGUCUUGGCGUGUAACGUACUUGGAUUGCUAUCCCCGACAGUGCUAUUCCGCUACGACGUUGAAUUGAACCAUCGUGUUUGCCCCUUGAUUGGCUCAUAGGACCUCCAACAUAUUGUUUGAGUGCCGCAGAAGGCAUACAGGUGGUUCUAAAACAGGACCGAUUUAAGCCGUGUCUAAGCGAGCACCCCUGCAACGUCAUAAUUUGUCCAAGACGUGUCAUGAUGACGUCGCGCGCGAGUAUGCUGCAGUGUGUGGCGGUGCUUUGUAGAACUUUUGGCGAAGCAGUCACCUUUUCACAGUUUGGCGUCAUUGGGAACUUGUGUGCUUCUGUCGAUCGUCAACCGGCGGUAAUGCACUAUACGCGCGCACAGCCAACUGCUGUGCUAAGUUUUGUUUUAUUACAUGCUGUCUUCUUUAGGGGAAACCGAUCACGAACCUCUCUCACAAGCAACACUGUUUGUCGCACGCCCACACCCUGAUCAACAAGCGUUAGAUGCGUCCGAAACAGACCCACUGCCGUUUCUGCCGCGAACUGUGAAUGUGAUUGCCCAGAUAUUGUAACGCCGAUUCUCUUGUACGCGAGUGUACGUGUUCAUAUGCAUUUCUCAGAAUCACGACUGUUUACUGAAAGCGCGGUGUCUCGAAAGUAAUCGAAGCGACGGACUGCCGGUCUGUGUUCCAGCUUCACAACGAUCAUUUCCAGGCUAGGGCUGGGCAGCGAACUGGCAAGGACGCUUUUACGUAUACGACGGAAAGUCGCUUCAGAUGAUAACCACUUCUAUUCUGCGUUCUCGCCGCUCGUAGAGAGUUUUAGAUGACGGGGAACCUGAGCAACGGGCCUGACGUUUGGUUUCCUCUGUACAGUGCCCCUUCAAGUGCUUUGCGCAUGCGCAAGGUCUCUGAGACCACAGCGCAAACUGCUCCGUAACUGGGUUCACACUCAUCUAUCUUCCUCUCUCUUUCCUCAAGCUUUUUGUGUGGCGCAGCAGGCAAUUCAUAUUGUGUAAACCGCUGCUUGAAAAACUUCACAGGGAGUUUUAGCUCAGCGCAACUGUAGGAUGUCGUUACGUGAGCGGUUUACUGCAUGCCCUGUUUCCUAGCGAUGAAAAUCUGGACACGUAGCUUCUAUCCUUUAGUCGGAUAUGAAGUGUACGCGGCGGAGUAUCGUGAGAUAAUUACGCUUUCCAAAAUUGUCUUAUACGUAAUCUUCCUAGAUGCGAUACGAGUGGGAUUCCGGGAUAGGCAAAUAACACAACCUGAGAUUCCCCCUGGGGCCACAUGCCGAAGACGAGGCUACGUGCCUCACCUUGCCUGGGCAACAAUUUCUAUGUGCUGCCUCAUAACCGGGGAGUAAAUAUGCUCCAAAACUUGCGUUUCUCUAACCCUUCCUAAUAAGCACCUGUUAGCACAAUAUCGGCCUUAAGACGUGCCGGACAUGGGCUAUUUCGUAUUUAUACGCCGAAGUAUAUAUACUGUGCGUGGAGCUCGUAGCACGGAGCUGGCAGUGCGAUCGGAACGCCGUUAUGUUGGAAAGAUUUGGUGAACCGCAAAUAAGCUUCCGCUCACAUCAAAACCUUGCAUUAGCACCGACUAGGAAUCAAAUACGGCCAGGCCUGAAACGUUAAAUCAACCCCGGCCCUAUCCAAUUCCUAUUUCCAAGUAAUGUAACGUUACGACGCGCGUAGAUAUCGGCAAGGCACUAAAGCUCCCCAACAUUCCUGCGUUCCGAACGCACUACCAAACACUCAUCCUACCGGCUACGCGCACUGUAUAGAGACAGUACGGGAAAUUCUUUCGAGUCGAUACCCCGAAGUCGAAGCAGCACAUCCGGCUGCGCGGAAGCUUGCAUUGUUGUGCGGCACUGCUGUUGAACGCACCAGCUGUCACUCUGGAGGUCGCCUACCGCUGCGGAAAACCACAUGUUCGCGCGCGCAAGGACUCGAGAAAGGCUGAAUCGAACGAGCCACGCAUCGCUGCGGCUGUGUAAAGCGACGCUACCUUCUUUUCGCUGGCUUCCUGUCGUACUUUUGGGCUUUCUUUCUUAUCCUGACCUCUUACAUAGGACGUCGGCUCACUCGAAAUGCGACAAGAGUCCGUUCACUCUUGAAGCUUCCGUACAUUUUCUUUUAUUCUUCAUUUGUCGUUUCAAAGUUUGAAAAAAUUAUACAUGUCGUGACAUUCCCUUGCCAGAGAAGCUUGCUUGCCUUCUUUUAACAUUAAUGGUAAUUGCUAACUCGGCUGUCUUUCUAACUUUAGCGUGUUCUUCCUUUCUUAAUUUUUUUCUUGGGCGUGUUGCCCUUGUGGUUUCGGACAAAAGCGAUUAUCACGAGUGUUUCUUCAUUUUCAGUUCCGUAACUAUUCCAAGCGGUCUCUUAGCGAAACCAGAGUUAUUUCUUUUCAACUCGUUUUCUUUUUUCUUUCUAGAAGCUCGGAGCGUUUAUCGAAAUAGGUUCGGCGUCUAAGACACCUUACGUCGUCAUCUUACGUCGCCAGAGGGAGACACUUGCUUCAGGCAGAGUUUCAUUUACCCGCCCUUUAUUUGUUCCGGCGGAGAGGAGCGGUAGGCUUUUCCAGUGAAGUGCAGAAAUUGAAGGUCACAGGACGUUAAUCUUUAAUCGUUGAUUUUCUUACGUGGUCCUCCUGCCUGAAAGACGACACGCACAAAAAAAAGUGUCGGACGAGGAUUGGGAUCGCAAGUUCUAAAGGAAGGACAGAUGCCACGCGUCAUUGCAGUUUCACCUCGCCCACGUGUGUUUUCUCUCUCUCUCUCUCACUUUCAUAGCAAUGCCCCUAGACCUACGUUCCACUGUGGGAUCAUUGUUCCGUGUCAUUACUCGCCCCUUUCAGAGGACUUUUAAUGUGCCAAAACGCGUCUGACUGGCGUAGCUGAGCAGAUGCGACCUGACGUGAUACUGACGUUUUUGUCUGCGUCCCUUCGUUUUUAUGCCCGUGGUGGCGGCAGAGUUAUCUCACUUAGAGGUCACGCGAAACCUGGCUUCCAUUAUGGCGCGACACUUGAAUGACUCGUCGAGCUUUCGGUAGAACGCGUUCUUUCGUCGCUACCUUCUCCAGUUUACACUAUAUCGGCGUGACUCCGACUUCUGCGUUUAUUUUUCUUUCUAUUUGCUAGAAAGAGGCGUUUUACCCUCUCCCGUUCGAGUUUCAUAUGGCCGUCAUAGAGCACCUUUGGCGUAAGCUAUUUGACUCACACAGCGGAGCGUCCCAAAGGCAACACCCACUCGAAUUGCAACUCCUUCAGUUGUUCAUCACUGUACGUUAUUUGUCUGGUUAAUCUCGCACCUUCCACUGCCAAAAAGCUUUCCCUCAGCCCCCCCCCCCCCCCCGACCCCGUCGUUUUUCUUGCUGAUUUGUUUGAGCGAUCACUUUUCGGAGUGUUCUUGCAAAAUGCUUGCAGAAGACAUGCGAGGGAACGCAGCAACAUCGCGAAACCUCAUAAAACAGAGGCCGCAAUUUCGCAAGGUGACUUAGCAAAGAAGAGCCACGUAAGAGGCGAGCACGUUUCACUCGGCGUCCUCACCCAAACCGCCUUGUCCUCCGAGAAUAGAUUCUCCCCUUCGUUCGGCGACAAUGGAACAACUUCUUUCGCGGACCCUUUCCCCGCUGUCCCCCUCGCUCUGCCAGCCGCUGCGAACAUCAGUGCUUGAACAUCUAUGGUCUAUUGUGCGCUCCUGGGGCCAUUGUUACACACCGGUUCCAGCCCAACGUUAGACAGCGGGCAAACGGGAGAGAAACGCAUAACCGCGGCUUGGCCUCCGUGACGGAUGAGAAUCCACUGCGCAGUGCGCCUUGAGAGAGCGAGUUAGGUUGCGAAAGAUGGGCUCGUGCAAACCCAGCUCCCGCAAGUUUAGAAAUAAUGUGAGAGUGAGGCACUCAAUGCCGUCUUCGUUAUCUGCGACGCCACAGACUAACUAAAACGUUCUGGCACUGCUUUGCAUAAUAGGCGCCAGAAGACCGAUCGCUUCGACUGACGAUCGUUCUGUAUAAAAGCUUCAAGUACUCCACCUGGCGGCUCCCUCAGAGAUGUUUAUUUUAACAGUCCAUUGAAAUAAAAUUACAGACGCAUUGUGUUGUGAAGUCUUAAGAUUUUCUAUAUGCAGACUUCCCGUGGACUAACGACAUUAUAAUUUUUUUUGUCGCUUAGUGUCUGUAGAGUUGCCACGAACGACCCGCUCCGAAUUCAGGGGUACACAGUAGACCGAAGGAAACCAGGCGUGUUAAUGCCGCUCAUCUCUGUGGACGGUAUACAGAGGUUACCAAGCCCAUAACAAAGCAGUACGGUCAGCGGGAAGUCUACAGAACGUCUACAGAACGUCUACAGAAUAUAAGGCCUUAUCUUUAUGAAGGCUAUAGUGCUUGAAACAGCGUUGACAAGUUAGCUUUGCGAUUACCUACUCUCAUGCAUAUUAACGAAUCAUGCAUGUCACCGCGCAUUCUCUGCUAUGCAGAUGGCAACUGGAUGACGGCCGUAGCGGUAGCGCUUACGUUUUAAAUCCAUUCUUAAAUAACACGGUAUUUUUUUGUAUUUCUGAUUUUGUCUGAAUCAAAUUGUGGGGCAUGAACUUUGCCUCGAGAACGUUCUCUCAAGUUAUGAAACUAAGUUUAGGCAAUCUAGAUACCCUUCCAGACUUCUAUCAGACUUCAUCGACUUCCUACAGACGUACUAUUGACAAUAUAUCUCACAUAUCUGUUUCAUCCGGUUUAUAUAUGAUCCGCGCGCCUUAAACGAUCUGUUCCUUGACAUUCCAGUGGGUAAACAACUGUCGACAUUAGCAACCCUGUCAUACCGGUCGACAUUAUUAGCCGUGACAUAGGUUCACGUACUUCUUACAGAGUUGAUAGACGUCAUAGCAGCUAGCCUGUAUGAAUAAGGUUCCGUAAGGGGACAAGGCUUACUUUAAACCUAGUUUGCGAUCAAUUUCGUAAGAUGGCGUUGCCUUCGCUGCCCAGUCCUUCGACUUUGCUCGUAUCUCUCUGAAUCGAGAGGCGUCUUGAAUUUCUCGCAUAACAGAUAUGUCCGCUGUGUCAGCGUUCUCGAUUCGUUUGGCCUUACACGAGAGAUAUAUGUACGAUAUGAAUCGUUGCGUAGUUGGUAGGUUUUCCUUUUUCUUUUUUUUUUCAUGCGAGUGUGGCUUCAUGUACGAAGUGUGCAUGUGUGAGCUUUCAUGUUGUUGCUGUUGUUGUUGCCGCUGCUGCUAUUUGUUCGUUUAUGUUGUCUGUUUGCUUGUUUGUUUGAUUUCUUUUAUAAACAUAUGCAUUUUUUUAUUGCGCGUUCGCGUGAGAAAUGAACACAUGUCACCUUCCCACGUCCCCCAAACCUCGACUAUUUUUUUUUUAUCCGCUUCACACAAAGAGAACGAAAGUAUAGAAAGACGACGAUGAAAGAUUGAAGAAAAAAACACGAAAAAAAACGACAAAACACUUGAAACGACUAGAAACACACGAGACAACAUUUCUUGAUAUGACGCAACCGCAGAGAGUAAUAUAUAUAUUUUCUAUGGGUCUGUCCCAUUUGUUGACAUAUAUUUCUAUAGUGGUGAGACGGCGUUCCUUCCACAUCGUACCGGUAUAGUGUAUAUUAUAUAUAAUUAUAUAUAUAUACAUAUAUCUACACAUGGGUAUAUAUAUAUAUACAACUACCUAUAUACAGAAUGCCGUAUAUGGACAUGCAGAAAAGACGUGUUGUUCCAGUUUCUUGGAAGAUAUUUGCUGUUGUCAAAUAAAAAUGUUUCGAAGCUC
Molecule: messenger RNA, 18768 nt
Organism: Dermacentor andersoni
Lineage: Eukaryota; Metazoa; Arthropoda; Arachnida; Ixodida; Ixodidae
Gene: dimm
Product: basic helix-loop-helix family member dimmed
Biological process (GO): positive regulation of transcription by RNA polymerase II; sensory organ development; axon development
Cellular component (GO): nucleus
Molecular function (GO): E-box binding; DNA-binding transcription factor activity, RNA polymerase II-specific; protein dimerization activity
Source: RefSeq, a predicted model, not a curated record